Dalotia coriaria is the source of this 725-nucleotide messenger RNA. RefSeq lists its product as uncharacterized. The record is from RefSeq and is a predicted model, not a curated record. The transcript has 2 exons. Lineage: Eukaryota; Metazoa; Arthropoda; Insecta; Coleoptera; Staphylinidae. The coding region runs from base 1 to 717 and encodes 238 amino acids.
AUGCAUCCGGAACAAUCAUUACGCGGCCCUGUCCCUCAAGACUACUACGGCCCACCAAGAUACCAGCCCCCACCACAAAUCAACCAAUGGAACACCUGGACCCCUCAACAACCUCAACAACCCCAACAACCUCAAAUCAUCCGUGUCCCCGUUCAAGUCCCCCAACCAUACCCAGUCUACGUCGAAAAGAAAGUACCUGUACACAUUCGUGUACCAGUACCACAACCCUACCCUGUUCAUGUAACAAAAGAAGUGAAAGUACCUGUGCAGGUACGUGUCCCCCAACCGUAUCCCGUACAAGUCGAAAGGAAAGUUCCGGUACGUGUAGAAGUACCAGUACGUGUCCCAGUUUACGUCCGACAGCCAUACCCGGUGAGAGUAGAGGUACCAGUGACUAGGAACGUACCGUACCCUGUUCAAGUCAUCAAAGAAGUGAAGGUACCCGUGCAUGUACCACAACCACAACCGUAUCCAGUGCAUGUUACAAAAGAAGUAAGAGUACCAGUUGAGGUUAAGGUACCUGUAAGAGUGGAGGUACCCAAGCCGUAUCCUGUGCAAGUAAAGGUUGAAGUACCAAAACCAUACCCGGUUUAUAUCAGGGUACCGCAACAACCGGAGAGGCCACAGAUUCCGGAUAGUUAUUAUCGUCGUGAACAGGUUAAGGACACCUAUGGUCAACCUGGAUUUAUCCCUGGACAACCAUUAAAUUAUUAUUAAUUUAUUUA